GAAAGAUUCAAGAUGUUGACAAACUUCAAGCUGUAGCUUCCAGUGCCGAUUUCCUACAAUCAUGUUACGCUCGCCGCGGAUGUGGAGUGCUUCGGCACGACAAGCACUCCAGUAUGCAGCGCGCUCCGAGUCUCGACCACUCAACCGUCUGGCUCCCGUUGCGAGACAACAGCCAUUGAGUCGAAGUGUCGUCCGUCAAUUCCACCAACAACAGUCUCGGUGUCAAGAGCAGUCCACCACAGCUGCGGUAGCUGCCUCGACCGCAUCGGCCGGCUCAAAGAUCAUUGCAUACCUCUAUGGAACGGCGUUUGUCUUCGUUCUGGGCUUUGGAUACCUCUACAUCACCGACACCCGGGCCAGCGUCCACCAAUGGCUGGUCGUCCCUGCGCUGAGACUCAUCCAUUACGAUCCCGAGGAGGCUCACCAUUCUGGAAUCCGCUACAUCUCGGCUCUCUACGAUUUCAAUCUCCACCCUCGCGAGCGCGGAAAUGAAGACGAAGAGAAGGGCGAUUUGCGUGUUGAGGUCUUUGGUCAUGUUUUGAACAAUCCUGUUGGCACCUCUGCUGGCAUCGAUAAAAAUGCUGAGAUUCCUUCGGCGCUGUUUGCAUUGGGUCCUGCGAUAGUCGAAGUCGGUGGCGUGACACCUCUCCCCCAAGAAGGCAACCCCAAGCCUCGUGUCUUCCGCAUUCCCUCUCAAAAUGCUCUCAUCAACAGAUAUGGUCUGAACUCUGAGGGUGCCGAGCAUGUUGCAAUGCAACUGCGCGAGCGCCUGCGAUCCUUUGCAUACGCCCAUGGUCUUGGUAUCGGCGCAGACGCCGAGGAGAUCGUGCUUUCUGGUGAAGCACAAGUGCCACCUGGUAGUCUCGUCCCCGGUAAACUUUUAGCCGUGCAAAUCGCAAAGAACAAGGCAACUCCGGAUAAUGAUAUUUUGGCCAUCGCUCGCGACUAUGUUACUUGUGUGGAUCACUUGGCAAAAUAUGCGGAUAUCUUAGUCGUCAACGUCUCCUCGCCGAAUACACCGGGACUACGAGAUUUGCAAGCCACUGGACCCUUGACUGCUAUUCUCACUGCCGUUGUUGACGCUGCUCAGGAUUGCGAUCGCAAGACCAAGCCUGCCGUCAUGGUCAAGGUCAGCCCCGAUGAGGACAGCGAUGCACAGAUCGAGGGCAUUUGCGCAGCUGUGUGGGCUUCCGGAGUUGACGGUGUCAUUGUCGGCAACACAACCAAGAAGCGUCCUGCGCCUGUCCCGCAGGGAUACAUCAUGCCAGCUGAUGAGGCCAACAUCUUGAACGAGGUUGGCGGCUAUUCCGGACCUCAGAUGUUCGAGCGCACGCUUGACCUUGUCAAACGGUACCGUGAGAGACUCGAUCUCGGCCCUCCCGAAGACGAGUCGAGACCGCAAAACGCUCCCAAGGAACAGAAAACAUCAUCGCAGCAAUCACAACUCCAGGAACAGACCGCACGAGACCCUGGCGUGCAAGACACAAAGGCUGGUAUCAAGCGCGACUCGCAAAACCUCAAACCUCUUGAUGCCGAACCCUCCGAGGCCGAAAAAGGCGCAACCCAACCCCUAAUCCGCAUUCCCGACCCACACACCUCCGAAUCAGCACCUCCAGCAUCCACUCCUUCAUCCUCCCAGCCACUGAAAGCCAAAGUCCUGUUCGCAACCGGCGGCAUCACCAACGGUGACCAAUGUCUCCAAAUCCUCAAUGCUGGCGCCAGCGUCUGCCAGGUCUACACCGCCAUGAUGUACGGCGGCGUUGGGACCGUCACCCGUAUCAAGAGUGAGAUGCGCGAUGCUUUGCAUCGCGGACGAGAGGAGCGUGCGACCAAGGCUCUGGCUCAGCAAGGAAGCACUUCGGCUGCGGCGGAAGCGGCGAGGGAUCCUGCUUAUGGCGCUGAGGCUGCUGGAAUUGUUGGUGCCAAGGAGAAGAAAUGAGAUGUUUCACGAGGAUUUUCUGGGUGUUACUGGCAUCGCCAAUUGUACGACAUGAAGUGUUCGUUAGACUCUCUCUCCUUUGUGAAUAGAUUACAUGUAAAACAAAGAAGAUUCACACAUCGCGCUUG
This is a messenger RNA of Dissoconium aciculare CBS 342.82, 2067 nucleotides long. RefSeq names its product FMN-linked oxidoreductase. The transcript has a single exon. NCBI's taxonomy places the organism in Eukaryota, Fungi, Ascomycota, Dothideomycetes, Mycosphaerellales, Dissoconiaceae. Gene Ontology annotation, cellular component: cytoplasm; mitochondrial inner membrane. The coding region runs from base 62 to 1939 and encodes 625 amino acids. Gene Ontology annotation, molecular function: dihydroorotate dehydrogenase activity. Gene Ontology annotation, biological process: 'de novo' pyrimidine nucleobase biosynthetic process; pyrimidine ribonucleotide biosynthetic process. The record is from RefSeq and is a predicted model, not a curated record.